AUGCCUGUUAGGAUCGGGAAAGUGACACAUAGUAGGCGAUUGACCUAUAAAGCUCUGGAUGGAGAGGAGGAAGAGAAGACACCGUUGUCGACGCCCAGUCCCCGUGUUGGUAGCAUCCCGUCGCGUAUCCGAAGGCCUGGCAGCGCUGCUCGUCCGAAUCGCCGCACCAGUGGGGUAAGCUUGGCCGGUGGAAGCAAACCUGAAGACAAGGCAGGGUCCAGUACAGUCGCCUACACGGCAUGGUCAGAGUGUGCACGUAUCCUAGAAAAUCACGCGAAUGAAGCGAGGAACCGCUGGGUUGAACACAUCGACAGUCUGCUCACUUUCGCCGGUCUGUUUUCAGGCGUUCUGACUGCAUUCAUCAUCGCAACAUAUCAAGAUGUACAGGGUACAAGCAAGAAUAUUGCUUUCACCACUGUAUUCUACAACACCAUGUGGUUUGCAAGUCUCGGUUGCAGUCUUCUUUCUGCGUCAAUUGGGAUCCUUGUCAAAGAAUGGCUGCGCGAAUACUUGAUCGAGCUACCCGAGCAACCCAGAGAUAUCGUUCGCGUCCGCCGAUUUCGACACUAUGGCGUUCACCGCUGGGGUGUCCAGAUGGUCGUGAGCGCCAUCUCCCUGCUCCUGCAAAUAUCCGUCGCUUUCUUUCUUGCAGCGUUUCUCUGCUUCGCGUGGAAGCUCAAUAAAGCGGUGGCAAUCAUGCUCACCGUCAUCGUCACCUUCUGGAUUUCAUUCUGGAUGCUGACGGCUACCGCCCCGGUGUUUUCUGCAUCAUGCCCGUACAAGUCUCCGCUCUCAUGGCUCCUGUUCACCAUAGCCAGCUUUGGCGAGAAAGACGAUGUUGUGCGUGAGCGGCGUGUGGUCACACACGACGGACAGCGGUGGGAUCGUGAUGCAUUAGUGCAUAUCAACAACUCCCUCGUAGAUCGUAAAUCCCUGCAAGAAAUCAAUGACUCUUGCCUUAACGACCUCACUCCUGCCGAUGCCAUGAGCUGUGUUGUGGAGAUCCUCGAGGAGCGCGUCCUUCGCUCGAGCGUACGGAAGUCAGGCGCUGAGCAUGGUCUGCCACACAGCGGGCAAGACAAAUAUGACGAUGGCACCGCCGACCUGACUGCCAUUCUCGUGGACAGGCUGUUAGCGGAGGACGCUCGCAGUGAACCCGUUCAGCUUUCACCAAAAUUUCUUUCUAUCCUGACUGCGGUUUCUGGCCGCUCCGAUGGCUCUGCCUCGUUCGAAGGGCCCGGCGGGCAUGUAUGCGGCUCGAUAUGCGAAGUCGUCGUGCGCUAUGGGCGAGCUACGGGAUCUCCGUCGGAGGUUUGCAACAUUUUGUGGGAUAACUGGAAGAGUUGCCUUCAAAGAUGCGAGAUCCCUGCGGACGCUGUUUCUAUUCUCAUCGAAUGGGCCAGAGGGCUCAACUCACGUACAGACGUGAUGACGUUCGUGAAGACGUGCAUCCUCAGCGUGCACUUCGCGACGUACGUUUCCUCCGUGCACGAACAGCUGACCGAGGAGAUGGAAGAAAAGAUUCCCGAGGAGAUAGAAGAGAAAAUUUGCCAGGAGACAGAAGAGAAGACUCGCCUAUUCGACGACUUGCGUGUCUUGCUCUCACAGGCCCCACAAUCCAUAAGGCAAAUAGCGGUGGAGAACGGACGACCUCGUCAUCCGACGCACUGGAACCCAUGCCUCCCGUCGGUGCUUGACGAGCUGUGCAUCGCUCUCGAGAGCCUCGCGGGUGCUCAUACUGAAUGCAUCCCUCCCGGUCUCGUCGACGAGCUACGCAGGUUGUACCGUGCUGGGCUGCACAGUCCCCUCAGCAAUUAUGCUCCGGGGAUGUUAGAUAAGUUACGGCAGGAGACGCUGGAACGGUCUGGUGCGGGUGUCUUGGCGGAGUCGGACGUCGACACUUUGUCGUAA
Messenger RNA from Sparassis crispa, 1911 nucleotides. RefSeq lists its product as hypothetical. The transcript has 5 exons. The coding region runs from base 1 to 1911 and encodes 636 amino acids. Lineage: Eukaryota; Fungi; Basidiomycota; Agaricomycetes; Polyporales; Sparassidaceae. The record is from RefSeq and is a predicted model, not a curated record.